CCGUGCCUCGGCGACUGCGUCGGCGCGAGGCUGUAUGUUAGGGGCGGUCGUCCUGAGCGUGUGCCGGGAGUAGACGCGGACGCUGGCGCGUAUUGGAGGAUGUGGUUGUAUUUCGCGCUUUGACUUUCUUGGCUGUACGUUUUGCCGCUGACUCUGGAAACGCAACCGGUAGCCUCAAGCAAGAGACAGGAUUUCGGCCCCGGAAGCGCGGAUCUGAGGGGAGAGGGGACUCGGGCCCUGGAGUCCGCGGUCUGACGCCGGAGACCGCCCUGCCCGGCUCUUGGAGAGCAGCCGGAGCGCCGCGAAGUGGAGAACAAGGGUCCUCACCCCUUCAGCGCCUCGCGUCCGGAGGGACGUGGAGGCCAGAGCCCGAGGUCGGAAUAAACUCCCGCCGGCUUGGCCCCCUCCGGCCAUUCCGUCCCCAGCCUUUGCCGUUCUCCUGCGGAGAUGACUGCGGACCGGCCGUUGCUGGCCGUGCGGGAGGCGCUCAGGCGCUGCUUCCCCGCCGUGGAGGAGCAGCAGGGGCUGUGGCAGGGCGCCCUGCGGGACUGCCAGCCCCUAGUGGCCGCGCUCAGCAACCUGGCCGAGCAGAUGCAGGCCUCGCAGAGCGUGCGCUUCGAGGACGUGCCGGCGCUCCGGGCCUUCCCCGACUUGCAGGAGCGGCUGAGGCGCAAGCAGCUGGAGGCGGGAGACGCCGUCCUGGACAAGCUCGGGGAGAGGCUAGCCACCCUCCUCAAGGUGCGCGACACGGUCAGCAGCCAGGUGGAGCGAGUGUUCCAGGUGUAUGAACAGCACGCGGACACGCUUGGCCUGGACGCCGUCCUGCAGCCCUCGGCGGCGAGCCCCUCUGUGGCCGACAUGUUAGAAUGGUUGCAAGACAUGGACAGACAUUACCGAAACUCGUACCUGAAGAGAAAGGACCUCCUCUCCUCCAUCCAGUGGGGAGACUUGGCCAGCAUCCAAGCUUUGCCCCAGGCCUGGGACCGAAUUCCAGAAGCGGAACACCAAGAGUUCGUGCAAGAUACGCUGUUGAAUGUUUCGUUCUUCCUGGAAGAGUAAGGAAGCUGUGUGUUUCGCUGGAGAAAGGGGUGGAGGCGAGGCACCAAGGUCUCAGACUGACACUGCUCCGCCCUGCGGCUUCUUGGGAAAUGCCAGCAAUGCGGCCGCACCUAGCUGCAGGGCCAAGGCCUGGAGCCGAGGUCUGGGUUUGCGGAGCACUGGGGCUUCUCCGCGCGGCACACAGCUGACUCUGGGCCACGCUUGCCGUCUCCUGAGGCUCAGGGAAGUGGACAGAGGUCGAGAGUGAGCGGGAAAGGCAGAGCACAAGAACACGGCGUGGUUGUCUCCUUCCUAAGGCGCAGAGCGGCAGGGAGGGAGAGGACUGGGUACCUGGGCAGCAUCCGAAGCACCGAGUCUGGUGGACGGCAGGCCCUGGGCCCACGUGAUUGUGCCAGUAACUGACUCCCGGGCACAAGGAGGGUGGUGGUGAUGACUUAAAGAAAUAAAGGUGCUAUUGAUGGAAAACGUUUAAAAAUUGGUCUUUGACCCGUUUCCUAGCUCCUGAUUCUUGAGCCCCUUUCCAUUUCCAGAGCCUGCCACCAGGGGGCGGUGGUGCUGCAUGAGUGGCUCCGGAUGCCUUGUCCUGGGAGAGUGGCUCUGUUGCUGUAGGGUCUGAGAGCUGACUGAUUGCCAGUGUCCUGGGAGCUUCACCCGCAGGAAGACAGAAGCCCGGUGUCAAGCGGUCCUGGGGGCACUGUUGAGGCCCAUGCCUUCCUCUGCCGUGGUCAUGAUACUUCUAGAACGUUCACUUCCCCGGGGGGUGUAGAAAUCUUGAUCAUUGGAUGUAAUAGGGCUUAAUAAACAUGAAGACUUUUAUUUCA
Messenger RNA from Oryctolagus cuniculus (rabbit), 1880 nucleotides. It is a transcript of the gene AIRIM, whose product is annotated as AFG2 interacting ribosome maturation factor. Lineage: Eukaryota; Metazoa; Chordata; Mammalia; Lagomorpha; Leporidae. Gene Ontology annotation, cellular component: nucleus; cytoplasm. The record is from RefSeq and is a predicted model, not a curated record.